This is a messenger RNA of Xyrauchen texanus (razorback sucker), 2825 nucleotides long. Its product is annotated as CAAX prenyl protease 1 homolog. The record is from RefSeq and is a predicted model, not a curated record. The transcript is spliced from 10 exons. Gene Ontology annotation, biological process: CAAX-box protein processing. The coding region runs from base 256 to 1656 and encodes 466 amino acids. NCBI's taxonomy places the organism in Eukaryota, Metazoa, Chordata, Actinopteri, Cypriniformes, Catostomidae. Gene Ontology annotation, molecular function: metalloendopeptidase activity. Gene Ontology annotation, cellular component: endoplasmic reticulum membrane.
UGCACGCUACUUCACAUGAAUGGGAAUGGGAAGCAAUAGAGCAUGAGUUAUCAUUAUAAGUGUAUUCCUACUUAGAGGUUUUUCGAUCUAUGGGAAUUUUUGAUAACACAUACAUAUCCUUGUAAGGCUCAUAUUGUUUCAGAAUAAUUACGAAGAUUAUUUUCUCUUGAUUGAUCGGGUUGUUUGUGAGGUAACUGCUGCUGGAUAACUCUAGCCUAAUUAACGAUACCAACAAAUAACUGGCAGGCCGUAACAAUGCUGCAGGAAGUUCUGUCUUUACCAAUUGAAGACAAAAUAUUUUACGCUGUCCUGGUCUUCUCAUGGACGGUGUAUGUUUGGGAGGCCUACCUCGCCUAUAGACAGAGGAAGAUCUAUAGAACUACAAUGCAUGUGCCCACGGAACUGGGCAAGAUAAUGGAUUCCGAGACCUUUGAAAAGUCUCGCCUCUAUCAGCUGGACAAAAGCAACUUUGGCUUCUGGUCUGGACUCUACUCUGAGACAGAGGGCACGCUGAUACUGCUCCUUGGAGGAAUCCCCUUCCUCUGGAAAGUGUCAGGGAAUCUCACAGCUCAUUUUGGUCUUGGUCCAGAGUAUGAGAUCUCCCAGUCUUUGGGGUUUCUGAUGUUGGCGACUCUCUUUAGUGCCUUCACUGGCCUUCCCUGGAGCCUCUACAACACAUUUGUUAUUGAGGAAAAGCAUGGAUUCAACCAGCAGACACUGGGUUUUUUCCUGAAAGAUGCUGUAAAGAAGUUUGCUGUGACGCAGUGUAUUUUACUGCCAGUGACAUCAUUGCUCCUAUACAUCAUCAAGAUCGGAGGGGAUUAUUUCUUCAUCUAUGCCUGGCUCUUCACUCUCGCUGUCUCUCUGAUUCUGGUGACUAUCUAUGCAGACUAUAUCGCCCCCCUGUUUGAUAAGUUCACUCCGCUGCCAGAGGGAGAGCUGAAGAGCGAGAUUGAGAGCAUGGCAAAGUCCAUCCAAUUCCCCCUCACCAAAGUCUAUGUAGUGGAAGGCUCAAAGAGAUCUUCCCACAGCAAUGCCUACUUCUAUGGUUUCUUCAAAAACAAGCGUAUUGUGCUAUUCGACACACUUUUGGAGGAUUACUCUCCACUGAACAAAACCGAGAGGGCAGGGACAGGAGAGGAGACUGAGGAGACAGAGAAUGAAAGCAAGUCCAAACCAAAGAACAAGAAGCAAGGCUGCAAUAACCCUGAGGUUCUGGCAGUUCUUGGACAUGAAUUGGGGCAUUGGAAACUGGGCCAUACAGUCAAGAACAUUGUUAUCAGCCAGAUGAACUCCUUCCUGUGCUUCUUCCUUUUUGCUGUCCUGAUUGGUCGGAAGGAGCUCUUCGUGGCAUUUGGUUUUCAUUAUAGCCAACCCACCCUCAUCGGACUGAUGAUCAUCUUUCAGUUUAUCUUCUCACCUUAUAAUGAGUUGCUCUCGUUCUGUCUGACUGUUUUGAGCCGGAGGUUUGAGUUUCAGGCAGAUGCAUUUGCACGUGGUAUGGGCAGAUCAUCUGAGCUCUACUCUGCUCUCAUCAAGCUCAAUAAGGAUAACCUGGGGUUCCCUGUGGCAGACUGGCUCUUCUCUAUGUGGCAUUACUCGCAUCCUCCCCUGCUAGAGCGUCUCCGAGCUCUCACAGGACCCAAGCAAGACUGACCGCUUUGCAAGGGGGGCCACAUUCCCCAAUCGGUUCACCACUCGGUCCCUCGAGAAAGGGUCUGCUAUUGGCCCUCUGGAAUUAAUGCCUUUUUCUCUCUCUUUCCUUUCCUUUUCCAUGUCAACUUACUUAAUAAUUUCCUUUCUCUUCCUAAGUGUUUAAUUUGUCAGUUGUUUGUCAUUGGCUUGAUUGGAAAUCCAAAUUGUUUGCUGAUGGCUUCAGAAAACCGAUAAUGUACAAGAUGUUACUUAUUCAUCUGUGUGAGUUUAUGUGUUCAGUUAGCCUUCUGCAGUUGUUCUUGAUAUAAUUUUUAUUAUUUUAAUUCCUUUUUAUAUUUUAACUGUGAAUUGUCCCUUCCGGUUCUUCAUAGAUCCAUGCGUUUCCACUUUUAUUGUCAAUGUUUUGAUUUUCAAAGUGUUAUCCACUGUUUGAUCCAUGUGAACCAUGAGAGAGAAAUUAAGUUAAAGCAUCUUAUAGGGGCUUUCAGCACUAUGUGACACUCAAAAAUUCUUACAAUUAAGAAGGUUCAGAUGACAGAUGGUAUGUACAAACCAAUGAGACUUCUGACACUUAAAACACAGGAAGAAAAUUUGUCAUUUUGAUGACUUAUGGCUCAGUAAGGCCAGCUAAAAUGUUAAUUCCAAUGUUGGUUCUUUUGAAAAGACAUUGGGGAAAAAAAACCUUUGUUUUACUUUUGUAACCAGAAAUGUGUUGUUUAAAUAUGAAGUAUAAGCAACAUUCAAGGGCAGAAGUGACUUUCGAAAGUAUUUAAUGAAUUGUUAGAAAUAAUUGUUUUUAUUUUUAUUUUGUUUUUCUUUAUUUCCUCUUAAAAUCUGAACCCUGAAUCGUAAAAAUAAUAGUUUUGCUGGUGGAAAACUGGAUUUAGGGGGGUUUUCUAUGUUUUCACAUGUGAAGGCAUACACGUUUCUGUGAUAUUUGGCAUGCAAUAAAAACAUUGGACUGAGGCUUUUACUAUAUUUGAUAUUUUAAUGGCUUGAGCUCAUUUAAUGUCCACCUGAAAAUUAGGCUAAACGCUUCAUUCCAAAUUUAACAAAAUAGUCAAGUUCAAUGAUGGUACAUUUACACUCAGACUAAAGGAAUAUGUCCAGUGACAUCUGGGAUGAUUGGCCUGGAUGGAUGUGUUUUUCAUCACUAUGAAUAAAACUGU